Messenger RNA from Pocillopora verrucosa, 2315 nucleotides. Its product is annotated as organic cation/carnitine transporter 2-like. The record is from RefSeq and is a predicted model, not a curated record. NCBI's taxonomy places the organism in Eukaryota, Metazoa, Cnidaria, Anthozoa, Scleractinia, Pocilloporidae. Gene Ontology annotation, cellular component: membrane. Gene Ontology annotation, biological process: transmembrane transport. Gene Ontology annotation, molecular function: transmembrane transporter activity.
GCAGGCGAACUGAAGACCAAACCACGUAUCAAACUAAUGGCUGUAACCUAAUCUGUUCUAUAUCAGUCUGUAUACGCAUGAUACGGCUCAAUCAGACAAUCGCCACAUAAUAACAUCUUCUUGGGCGGAAAACAAAUACUUUUCUUUCAGCUCCAAACAAAGAUGCCGAAGUCAAAAUCGGAGGACGGGGCGUUUAGCCGAAUUUACAAAAAAACUGAAUUCGAUGAGCUUCUGAUUAAACUUGGCGGAUGGUCAAGAUUUCAGCAAAUUCAGUGGGUGCUUAUUUUCCUUGCCACAAUUCCACAGGCUUGGUAUACAUACGCUCCAGCAUUUGCUGCCCGUAAGCCAAAAGAAGGUGACCUCUAUUGCCUAAACAACACAGACAUUCGAGGAGAGGAUUUUUGUGCGGCUUGGGAAAACAAUACAGUUUGUCAGAAAGUUGGAUAUGACGUGACAUUUUCUUCGAUCGUUACCGAGUGGGACAUUUUAUGCGAUGAUGCCAAAAAGUACGUUCCACUUACAAAGACUAUCUUCUAUGCGGGUAAGCUGUUCGGGGCUUAUUUCUUCGGCUGGGUGUCUGACAGAUUUGGACGCCGUACAACUUUCCUUAUCACCAUGCUCGUGCAGUUUAUCGCCUCCUUGAUUGAGAGUUUCUCCACGAACUUCAUCAUGUACGUCAUCCUGCGGGUUCCCCUUGGGGUCUGCAGUGGAGGCUGUCUGAUUGCGGGCUUUUUGCUGAUGACUGAGAUGGCCACACCUGAGUGGAGGCGUUGGGCUAACUGUUUAUCUCAAGGAGCUUAUGGAGUUGGGAUUGCUGUGCAAGCUUUGAUUGCGUAUUAUGUCCGAGGCUGGAAAGCGUUCAGUUUGGUGAUAACGCUUCUGAAUUUACCUUUCGUUGCUUUAUACUGGCUAAUUCCUGAGUCUCCUCGUUGGCUUUCCGCUAGAGGAAGAGUCGAAGAAGCAGAAGAGAUCUUGCGUAAGAUCGCGAAGAAGAAUGGAUACGAGUAUCCUGAGGGAGCAAUAAGCAACAUGCAAGAUCAAAGCAAGAAGAAAGAACAAACGAUGACAUAUCACUUCUGGCAUCUGUUUAGCACCCGAUACUUGGUGAUAAUCACUGUGGUUGAAGGGUGGUCUUGGUGUGUGACCAGCAUGGUGUAUUACGGGCUCAGCUUCAACGCAGGAAAAUUGGCAGGAAAUUUCUACUUGAACUUUGCUGCAUCAGGAUUGGUGGAAAUUCCCGCGUAUCUUCUUGCCACAAUUCUGGUCGAGAGGGUGAAUCGUCGCUUUCCUUUGGUGGUGUACUACAUUAUUGGAGGAAUCUCUCUCAUCGGUGUUUUCAUCAUCCUCGUUGCAGGGAAAGAAGAUGAUCUGCCCAGCCUUAUCAGUGUCCUGUCCAUGAUCGGAAAGUUUACCAUCUCCGCCGCGUAUUAUCAGAUAUACAUACACACAGCCGAGCUGUAUCCCACAGUCAUAAGAACAAUCGGCGUGGGAUUUGCAUCACUGUGCGCGAGAAUUGGAGGAAUGGCAGCUCCGUUUCUUGCGGACAGCACAGGUUUCGAAGUGGCUGCGAUCGUGUUCGGUGUGACGACAUUUUCGGCUGGUGUCGUCACCAUGAUGUUACCGGAGACUCGCGGAAAGCCUCUUCCGGAUUUUGUCGGAAAAUCAAGUUCCGAGGAAGAGAUGGUCAUACUCGAAGAGUGCGCAGAAGAAGCGCCCCCUGAUUACACAUCUACUGUGUAGAGUUGUAGGUUUGUGAGGUUGGGUUUGGUAGUGGCGACGGAAGUUUUUGUAGAGGGGGAGGGGGGCGAAUCAGAGUCGGAUCCACGCUUUCUUGAUAGGAGACUUAAACUUAAGCCUUAAUAAGGUUAGCAAUAUUUCAAGAAAAGUAGAUUUUAAAUAUUUCACACCGAGUAGUUACAUGCGAUCCUGUCGUUGCAAGAAUUUUGGUGUCGGAAAGAUUGUAGAAAAAAAGCAGAGGUCUUAUGAGGAUGGAGUUCGGAACCCACCGGACCUUCUCCGUGGGCCCGCAGAAUAUAUUUGGAAAGUUUAAGAGAAGAAAGGAUCCGGAUUUGAACGAAAAUAACGUCGAAUCGAUGGAUCUCAGAAGGGAAAAAUGUAACAGAGUGUUGGGAAUAGCUAGUUUCAUAAGUCUUUUAUCAAGGCCUAUUGAUAUUAAUGAUUUCAAAACGCAUUACUCAAGUGUUUUUCCAAUAUUAUAUGUCGUAGAAGUAACUAAGAGAUUUUAACUGUUGAAUUUUCCAGGUUCUUUUUUUUAUCAUGAGUCUUUAUAGUCAAGGUUAUCGCAAACAAUAAAG